Molecule: messenger RNA, 1030 nt
Organism: Dothidotthia symphoricarpi CBS 119687
Lineage: Eukaryota; Fungi; Ascomycota; Dothideomycetes; Pleosporales; Dothidotthiaceae
Exons: 1
Coding region: 158-697 (179 amino acids)
Source: RefSeq, a predicted model, not a curated record
CUCACAGCCACGCAGCCACGCAGCCGCACCGCCAGCUGUAACGAGGUGAUUUGCACAUGCACGACGCCUCUGCCAUGCCAGACUCAGUCGUGUGCUGGGCUGCUGUACAGCAUGCAUGCUGCGCUGCAGUAGUACCUGACGCGACUGGGGUUGUAGAAUGCGGGGAAGAACAGCUUACCAGAUCCGCCGCUUCCAUCACCCCACGCUUUACGGGGGCGCCCACCCGACUCUUCAAACGCCGACGACGUUCAAGUAUUUCCGUGCGUCCAUGUCUGAUUUACGUCCGUCUCAUGGCGAGGGGGCGCUUGGUGAGAAGAGCGCUUUGCACGUCGCUGCAACCACCUCGGCUUCAUCUCCAACCUGCGAGCGAAGCCCUGCGCACGACUCGUUCAGUCGCACACGAUCCUCUGGUAGUGACAUCAGGCCUUGGCUCCUGAAUCUUGCAUCAAACUAUGAUCCCACCCUUGCCGUCAUGCGCUACGGCGCGGGUGGAAUUUCCAGCCAAGUGCGCACCUCCUUAAAAAAGCACUGCCCCGAGUCCGAUCAAGACUGCCGAUACAGCUUACCAUCAGCAUACCUACAUUUGGUUACAUCCGACGUACCAGUACUAUAUAUCUUCCGAGUCGAUCCCUCUACUUUGUGCUUUGACCCAGUUCGACAAUCACCUACCGGCGCCCUCUACUACAGUCACCUUUAGCAAGCUUUGCUGUUUUUCUGUUUUUCUGUUUCGCCAUCGUUUGUCAAGCAAGCCGUUCAACAUGUUGCAAACCUUCGAGCAAACACAUUCGACGCCGACGAUAUAUUAUGCGUCACCGCCAACGCCUCCAGUCUCUUCUGCACCCUCACCUUCUAUUUCAUCGUCGUCUCUGAAUACCGUCAAAGCCGCCAACAUGAUCGUUCCCAGCCGCCAUCAUAUUCUCAUCGUCACUGGUCCUGCAGGAUGCGGCAAGAGCACCGUCGCCAAGCUUCUUGCUGACCGGUACGGGUUUCACUACAUUGAGGGUGAUGAUGUAAGUGGCCUCUCAACCCU